UGUGAUAGGUCCGAUAUGACUCAACAAACAUUAAUGAUGAUGUAAUAUGUAUACUGAUAUACUUCAUGAGACCCAUCUGAAGUUCACAACAUUUUUUAAUAAGGAAUUCAGCAUCAUUGAUAUUGUGACUUAAUGCACGGUAAGUUAUAAAUUAACAGCCAUGUAUCACUCAUAGUUGUAUCCCUCCCAGACGUAUCCCAGUAUCUGGCAGAUGGGCCUAAUCAAUAUACUUGACAAGCCUCCCGAUUUUCCUGGGAGACUCACGUUUUUCCUUGCCUUCUCCCAGUUUCCUCCCUGGGUCACAAUUCGUAUUUCUCCCAAUUUAUGUCAAAUUAACUUUUUUUUUAACUUGUUUCUGGCACUAUACAGCAUGUAUAAUCCUAAAAAGAGCAGCAGGGGCAAAAAAAUGAAUUAUAACUGAUGAAUAUGUUAUGGUUCCAUCCCUCUUUUCCCUCUGUCUCCCUAUUCCCUGUCUGUGUGUGUGUGAGCUUCCCCUCCCCUGCAGGCUCUGCUUCUCCCGCGCUGCUGAGACAAUCAACACACCUGGUCUCAUCAGACAUAGCUGCUUCCAAUCAGGAUCAUCCACUCCAGUUCAAAUAGCCCGGUUCUCCAGUCACUCUUCGCCAGAUCGUUGACUCAACCUAAGUGGAUCCUUGUUUGCCUGUUGCCAGCUUGCCUUCCCUGCUCCACCUCAGCCUCGACCUUAUCUUGCCCAUGCACAAUCUCUACUUUUUGGCAAUAAAAGCCUUUUUGUUACAUCGCCAAAUCCACUGUCUGUAUCUGCAUUUGAGUCCAAUAUAUUACUGAUCGUAACAGAAUAUUAGUUUAUGCUAAAUAUUCACACGCAAAGUUUAUGCUAGAGGGGCAAAUUAUUCAGUUUUCUUUCCUGAGAUUUAAAGGUAAAAUUAGAAGUUUAACAUAAAAAUGCUGUUGCAGUGUACUUAUUAUUUUGUUAUUUUCAUUGUUUUAAAGGGGGCCGGUCUUGGCCAAAAUGCCAGGGCCGAUUAUUUGUCCCAGUCCAGCCCUGCCUGGUACACGACCUAAUGGAGAAGAUGAUCUGCAGCAUCCUGCUGCUCCUCAGUCUGACCUCCUGUGUCUCUGGAUCAUUUGUAGUGAAUGUGACACAGACCUCCUAUCAGGCAGAGGAGAACCACAACAUCACACUGGAGUGGAUGUUCACAACCAGCACCGGCAGUUCCCCCAACUCACUUUUUAUCUUCUGUGAACUGUUAGCUGAUCUCAAACCCUUAGUCCUGUUUCAUCUCCAUGAAGGUGUUGAGGUCCCAGAGUCUCAGGAUAAACAGUUUACAGGACGAGUCCGGUGGGACAAAGACGUCCUCAGAGAAGGACGAAUCAGACUUCAUAUGUCCAGACUCAGGAUUAAUGACUCUGGUGUGUACCGGUGUGAAGUGCUCACAGGUUAUGGUACGAGCUCUAGGAUAUGUCGCCUCAAUGUCACAGCAGCUGCUGAUGAGCCCAACUCUCCGACACCAACAAUGAGAACACAACCAGAGAGUCGGGGAUGGAUCGGCCUCUACGUUGGACUGACAGCAGCUCUACUGGUUCUCUGUGCUGGACUCUCUGGACUCUACUUUACCUUCUUUCAUAAAUCUACUGGUAAUAGGGGCAACUGUGGCUCAGAGGGUAGAGGAGGUUGUCCACCCAUCGAAAGUUCGUAGGUUUAAUCCCCGGCUGACAUGUUGAUGUGUCCUUGAGCAAGACACUUAACCCCAAAUUGCUUCCGAAGGCUUAGCCAUCGAUGUGUGAAUGAGUAUUUAGAUUAGAUCCUCAUGGGCAAAGUUGGCACCUUGGUAGCCUCUGAUAUCAGUGUAUGAAUGUGUGUGUGAAUGCUGACAUUGUAGUGUGAAGCGUUUUGAGUGGUCGGAAGACUAGAAAAGCGCAAUAUAAAUGCAAGUCCAUUUACCAUAUAUCAAUAGAGGAAACAUCUAUAGAGUCGUCCAGAUGAUGAGUUUCUCAGAGAAACAACCCAUCAGGAUUAACCAAGUGGUAACCUCUGCUGCUAAGAUAAGGUUGUGUCUAGAAGGUAACCCCCAAGCUGC
Molecule: messenger RNA, 2060 nt
Organism: Sebastes umbrosus (honeycomb rockfish)
Lineage: Eukaryota; Metazoa; Chordata; Actinopteri; Perciformes; Sebastidae
Product: butyrophilin-like protein 8
Exons: 5
Coding region: 1044-1679 (211 amino acids)
Biological process (GO): negative regulation of T cell proliferation; positive regulation of T cell proliferation; cellular response to lipopolysaccharide
Cellular component (GO): external side of plasma membrane
Source: RefSeq, a predicted model, not a curated record